Messenger RNA from Lactuca sativa (garden lettuce), 1596 nucleotides. RefSeq lists its product as uncharacterized. Lineage: Eukaryota; Viridiplantae; Streptophyta; Magnoliopsida; Asterales; Asteraceae. The record is from RefSeq and is a predicted model, not a curated record. Gene Ontology annotation, molecular function: S-adenosylmethionine-dependent methyltransferase activity.
UAAAAAGAGGGACAGCAUUACCCAUUUCUUUAUCGAUUUAAACACCGCCACCCACCACCGCAACCACCACCUCUACCGCCGACUCUCUCCCUCCCUCCCCCCGUCCACAUUCAUUCACUAUCUUCCUUUUCUUCACUCACUCGACUUUCAGAAGGCUGUGCGCGCUGCAAACUGCAAAGAACGAAAGGACGAAAGCUAAAGCGAAAGUCGUCGCCGGUUGAUUCUAGAUCUGAAUCACCGUCUUUCAUGACUGCUGAUUUUGAUAUGAAUUUUGCCUUGAAAAAAUCUCUCCUCCAUUUCUCAUAAUUCUCUCUUGGAUUGCUGAGUUUCAAGUAGUUAGUGAAGAUCAAAAACUUCUACAUCGUUCUCUGUGGAUCUGAUAACGAAUCUCGCGUUGCGUUGUCCUGAACUAUUCUGAGUUCUAAAUCUGGUUAAAAUCAACUUCCAACAAUGGGGAAAGCAGGAAGAGAUUGGACUCAGAUCUAUGCAAUAUAUGGCAUGGAAGAUUGGCACACACCGAUUUUUCUCUUGAUCCAUGCGAUUGUCUUCUCCGCUUCAUCACUCGUAUUCCUUCUAUACUUCAACUGGAUCUGCUACUCCUUCGAAUCAAUCCUCCCGUCAGUAUUUUCAACCAGUAUCGCCAGAUUCGCCGCAGGAUUCACCGGCUCCGUCACAGCUCUCUCCGCCGUCUGCCUAUUCUACGCCGCCGGCAACAUGUUCUACUCCUCCGUCGCCCUUCGCUGGGACAUGGCCCAACGCAUGGUCAGCGCCGUCCACGACUGGUCCACCGUGAAAACCGUACUCGACGUCGGCUGCGGUCGCGGCAUCCUCCUCAACACCGUCGCAAUGCAGCUCAAAAAAGAAGGCAGCUCCGGCCGAGUCGUCGGGUUAGACCGUAAAAACACGACUUUAUCAACCCUAAGGACGGCAGGAAUGGAAGGCGUACAGGAAUACGUGACCUGCCGUGAAGGAGACGCGCGUAGGCUACCAUUUCCGGACAACUACUUCGACGUGGUGGUGUCGGCGGGGUUUGUUCACAAAGUCGGGAAGGAGUUCGGGCCGAAAACAGCGGCGGCAUCGGCGGAGAGGAUGAGAGUGGUGGGGGAGGUGGUGAGGGUGUUGAAAGAAGGCGGAGUAGGGGUGGUUUGGGACAUGGUUCACGUACCGGAGUACGUUCUCCGGCUACAAGAACUGAAAAUGGAGGAGAUCAGAGUAUCGGAGCGGGUAACGGCGUUCAUGGUGAGCAGCCACAUCGUGUCGUUCCGGAAACCCAGCCAUCAGCACGUGAUGGGUCCCACUGAAGUGAGAUUGGAUUGGAGAUUCCACAAUAUCUGUUGAAUUAUUUAAUCCGGAAAAAAAAAAGAUAAAAAACAAUAUCCACUAAGCUUAUUUUAAUAGAAAAUAUUUUAUAUACGUAUAAAUAAUAAGAUAUAUAUAUAAUUAUAAUUAACUAAUUAAUAUUAGAGUUUGAUGUGUUAGGAAAAUACGAGGAAUGUAAAAGGUCUGGUGAAACAAAGUGGAACCAGAAGUAUGUUGUUUGAAUUGUAAUUUAGUUUAUUGAAAUAUAAAUAAGAACAAAAUUACAAGUUGCUUAUA